This is a messenger RNA of Phyllostomus hastatus (greater spear-nosed bat), 938 nucleotides long. RefSeq names its product cysteine and glycine rich protein 2 (gene CSRP2). The transcript is spliced from 6 exons. NCBI's taxonomy places the organism in Eukaryota, Metazoa, Chordata, Mammalia, Chiroptera, Phyllostomidae. Gene Ontology annotation, cellular component: cytoplasm; nucleus; Z disc. Gene Ontology annotation, molecular function: actinin binding; structural constituent of muscle. Bases 136 to 717 code for a protein of 193 amino acids. The record is from RefSeq and is a predicted model, not a curated record. Gene Ontology annotation, biological process: sarcomere organization; muscle tissue development.
CCCCGCCCAUCAGAGCAUCUUUUAAAGGUGCCGGCACUCGGGGGGCCACUGCUCCAGGACUCCUCGCUCACUUCCACUUACUCUGCUUGGCUAGCUAGCCCUGUCCGCGGUGCGUGGUCCUGCCUCUGGCUCAAAAUGCCCGUCUGGGGAGGUGGAAACAAAUGUGGGGCCUGCGGGCGGACCGUGUACCACGCGGAAGAGGUGCAAUGUGAUGGCAGGAGCUUCCACCGCUGCUGCUUCCUGUGCAUGGUUUGCAGGAAAAAUUUAGAUAGCACAACAGUGGCUAUUCAUGAUGAAGAGAUCUACUGCAAAUCCUGCUACGGAAAGAAGUAUGGGCCAAAAGGCUACGGCUACGGCCAGGGCGCCGGCACACUCAAUAUGGAUCGGGGUGAGAGGCUGGGCAUCAAGCCGGAGAGUGUUCAGCCACACAGGCCUACAACAAAUCCAAACACUUCUAAGUUUGCUCAGAAAUAUGGAGGUGCCGAGAAGUGUUCCAGGUGUGGGGACUCCGUGUAUGCUGCCGAGAAGAUCAUUGGGGCAGGAAAGCCCUGGCACAAGAACUGUUUCCGAUGUGCCAAGUGUGGAAAGAGUCUCGAAUCCACAACUCUGACUGAGAAAGAAGGUGAAAUCUAUUGUAAAGGAUGCUAUGCAAAGAACUUUGGGCCCAAGGGAUUUGGCUAUGGCCAAGGAGCAGGAGCCCUUGUUCACGCUCAGUAAAGGUGUCAACCCAGAGCCAAAAUCGCACACUGAGUCUCUACAUAAUCUAGGCACAGAUAAUCUAACACUAAACUACUGUGAAAUUCUACGGAUGUUGCCCGGUACUUGGAUAGGCUGGCUGCCUAGUAGGAAGAGAGCACUGUAUCCUUUUGCUUUAUCCAUCAUCAUUUUCGAGAACCAUUUAUUUUACAUUUUAAAUAAAAGUUCAGCUUGAUUUGGGA